This is a messenger RNA of Cladocopium goreaui, 1317 nucleotides long. The record is from the annotation of a GenBank genome assembly. NCBI's taxonomy places the organism in Eukaryota, Dinophyceae, Suessiales, Symbiodiniaceae.
AUGGCCGACAACGAUGAGCGGCCCGAGCGGCCCGAGCGGCCCGCGCGCGCGGACCAGACGCCAGAAGAAAGGCUGCAAUACAUGUCGAGGAAACUGGCCGAUCGCCUCGGCAACAUCGAAGGACGACAAGAUUUGUUGUAUUAUUUCAUCGACACUGAGCACUGGGUGCCGGUCAGCGUCCUCUUGAUGGACAAGAGCCUCCGGCGCACCGCCUUCCGCGACGCGCCAAGCAUCGCGGGCGCCUCCCAGGGGCACAGCGCCUUCCAAUACGUGCUGCGGGCGGCGGAGGCGCAUGAGGACCUCUCCAUUUCCACCCGCCGCCUCGGUGCCUCCGUGCGGCUGAACGCUGUGAAGCUGCCGGAGGUCGUCGAAGAGGUGAAACGUCGCGUGGAUGCCGCCACCCCUGCCGUGGGCGCCGCGUUGGAGGUGACGGCGCUGAAAACGACGGCGGCGAGCGAGCUGAAGACGGUGGCCCAGCCAGCCGAAGAACCGGUCUUAGGGGAGAUUGACAUGAAUGUCACCAAAGAGGAUUUGGACGCCCGAGCUCCAAGGCAUCAUGUCCAGGCGGUGGAGAGCAGCGCGCGAAACUGCAAAGGCGAGCUGGGGCAUCUCUUGUCCAAGCGCCUGCAGCGUCCCACCGUCAAGGACGACAUCAGGUAUGAAACCUGGAAAGUUUCCGAAGCUCGGCUGGAGCAGUUAGCCUUUGAGGUGGACGAUAUUCUCACGUCUCCGACAAGACCCCUGGGCCACGUCCCUUCUGGGGAAGAACAGACUCCACUGGAAGCUGAACGAGUUCAUGGGGAAAAGGAUCAAGUGCCUAGCUUCAAAGCCCAGUGCAUCCUGCUGGGUGAGACCUAUGAAAGUCGCCAGGCACAUGGCAACAAAAAGGCCGCGGAGCAGGUCCAGCAGUGCCCACUGCGUGCGGAAGUUGGUGAAGAGCUUGGCGAAGAGGAGAGGGAGGGGGAGGAGGAGGAGAAGGAGGUGGAGGAGGAGGAGGCGGAGGAGGCUGGGCUUUCUGGUGCGGAGCAGACUUUUGGGGCAGCUGCGAUGGCUUUUGAGAUCAGCUUCGGUGCUCUUACAGGCAUGAGCCGAGCCCAGCAAUCUGAGAAGCCGUUCUUAAGUCAUUUUCACCAUCGGGAGAUCGGGAUGGACGUGGCUCUGGUGGCUUUGGAGGCCUUGCAGAAUGAGCCGCCAGAUGAGAAGGAUGGCGCGCAGAGUGUGACGACUUCGGCCAACCAGGAGGUGAUCAUCGAUUACAAAGGGCAGUUGAUUCAACUCUUUCAGAGUCUUGGAAAGUCGAAGGAGGUUCGUUUUGAC